This is a messenger RNA of Dipodomys spectabilis (banner-tailed kangaroo rat), 2325 nucleotides long. Its product is annotated as collagen alpha-1(I) chain-like. The record is from RefSeq and is a predicted model, not a curated record. The coding region runs from base 1 to 2325 and encodes 774 amino acids. NCBI's taxonomy places the organism in Eukaryota, Metazoa, Chordata, Mammalia, Rodentia, Heteromyidae. The transcript has 4 exons.
AUGCGACCCAACCGCCACCAUCCAGGACGGCGGCGCGGGCACACGGGCGCAAGCAGGCCACCGCGCGGUGACGAGCGGAGAGAGGAAAGAGCACGGAGAGGGCAGGGGAAACCCGUGGGGCCGGGGGGAAGGGCACCGCACCGCACCCAAGCGCGGGGGCACCGCAUCACCGACAACCCCGCCUGCCGGCCCGGCGGGCACGGGAGUCGGCGGCGCGCACACGACGGACGGGGAGGAGCGCCAGGGCCCCUUUCUCCGCCCGGAGGCGGCGCGCCGACCGUCCACGGUCCAGCCGGCCAGCCGGCCGGGUCGCGUGUGGCGCACACCCGAGUGGCCGGAAAGCCAGGGGCGACGCACACGACGCAACGCACGCCACACGGCCAUGGGGGGGUCUUUUCUCCAACCUCCCCUCAGAAGCCGGCCCGAAUUCACUCGCUCGCACGGACGCGGGGGCCGAGCGCACAGCGACCCCGCGCCGCCGCGGACCGGCGGUGCCGGCAGGGGGUCGGGGGUCCGCGGCGACGACCCGUCGGCGACAAGUCACCGGCCAACGGCGGCGGCCGGAGGCGGCGGCAGGGACCCCGGGAGGCGGGCGACACCAAACCCAACGCACGCGAGCUACCGCUCACCACGCGGACUACCGCCGGCACAGAGCGGACAGGGCCAGGCACGGGAACCGGGGUCCGCGCCGGGCACGCGGCGGCGACACGCCGAGAGAGCACAACACCCCGGAUCCGGGACAGGGGCGGGGACGAAGCCACACGGCCUCGAGACGGAGGGAGACGAUGCGAUGCCCCCUCGGACGGCCAACUCCCGAGCGAGGGACGCACGCGGGAAUUCUCACCACCAUCGCCCCCGUGGCGUACCGGCGGUCCCGCUGGCAGGAACCCUCGUCGUGAGCAAAACCGAUCCGGGAAGACCCUUCAAAAGCCACCGCCGCCGCGACGACGUGCCUCCCCCACACCGGGGGAGCAGCCUCACGAGCUGAGCGCCGUCCCCCCCCCCCACGAGAACACCAACACAACGCCCGACUCGACCGUCCGCCGGUGGCCGGCCACCAGGCCAAACCAGCGAGGAUCGCGGAAGGCUGAUGCGGGUGAGGAGGGCACGCCGGAAGCACAAGAGCAGCAGCGGGAGGGUCACCGGGUCGGGUCACCGGGGCGAGAGGCGAGUAAACGAACGCGGGAUCUCACCACCCCCAACUCCGGGGCGGUCCCGCGCAACGCCUGGGACACCGAGCCGGCCGACCAGCGGACCGGAAACCCCCACCGCGGCAGCGGCGGGCCCCCCAAAAGAGGCCCGAGAGGGAAAAGGCAGCUCUCGCACACACCUCAAAGACCCCGUGAACGCCCGCGGAGCCGCCCGCGCCAGCAGGGCCCCACCGCCUCCAUCCACACCACACCGCCGGGCACAGCACCCAUCAUCGACCGCCUCUUUUUCGGCCGCGUGAGCAAGGGCCCACACACACCGGGAUCCUCGGCUCCGGGGGGCCAGAACCCCCCCGAGCGGCGCACCACCACGGGCACGGCGGCCCCGGAACACCGCGGGGCCCAGCGCCCGCACGGCGCCGUCGUCGCCAACAGGCGGCGGCCCACACAGACGCUCGGGAACAGCGUCGCCAGGGGCCGGAGGGGGAGGGGGACGGGACCCCCAAAAACCCCACGGCAACCCAAGCACGAGGCCGGGAAGCCACACACCACACGCCCUCGCAUCGCGACCCGGCACGGGCUCCAGGCUCCACCACUCGACACACCGCACGCGAGGCAGGGGCGGGGACGGAUCGGGAACGUCCUCCACUCACCACACCAGACGACGGCCCGGGAGAGCAGAGACGUCAAUCUCAACGGUAACUUCUCACUCGCACAAAAGCCCCACGAACCCGAGGACGGCCGGGACACACCACGGGCAGCAGGCUGGCACAAGGCAGCGGACAACGCCAGGAUCGGGAACGACACCACCACUCAGCCUCAGGCACCUGAGAGAACCAACCGGGAGCGUUCCGGGAGCACCGCAAGAGGGCAGAGCGCGAGGCGCGGUUUUUCACACUACACAGCACGGGCAAGCACGGAGCACCGACCCUCCCUCUCCGCGGAGAGAGCCGACCCCCGUGCCGAUAACAAGUCACGGGAAGAGAGGAGCAAGAUCAGGGCGCCCCCCUCCUCCAGCGUGUACAAGUCCCCGACCUCACGGCGAGGGCAGGGAGAGCGCAGCCGGGCCCGGUUGCCGCACCCCCGCCUCCCCGCACACCACCGGCGCCGGCACGGUGGGACGGGUGAGGGCAGGGGCCCACGGGCAGAACGAGAAGAGCGGUCCCAUUCGCCAUGA